AUGGCAGAAUUGGAGGAUAAAAGAGUACGAAAAGUUGUGGAUUACUCUAGUCAGAUGGCUUACACUCUUGGAGGUCUCGAGCGUAAAUGGCGUCAAGGAGGGAACGCCAGUGGUAACUGUUUGGAUAAUGAGAGGAAGGAUAAUAAAGAAAAGAGUAGACAUGAUAGAGAAAGACAUAGGGAACAUGAGAAGGACAGGGAUAAAGAUAGAAAAAAGGGACACAAAGAUAAGAAAUACAGGGAUAGAGACAGAGAUAAGAAAGACAGGGAUAAGAAAGGUAGAGGAGAUGGAGAGAAGAAAGAAAGAGACAAGGACAGGGAUAAAAGAGACAAAGGUAGAGACAGGGAUAAACACACGAGAGAGAAGGAUAAAUCAAGAAACCAAAAUGGAAAAGAGGAAGACAGGAGUGAGAAAAGAGAGAGAGAAAGAGAGAGCAAAGAAAGUACUCAUGAUAAAGAUACAACACACAAUGCAGAGAAGAGAGAUGGAGAUGAAGAAGAGAAAGAGAAUAAGAGUACUCCUGAAAAUAACAAAUACCAUCCCAUGACUUCCUCCCAGAGCUCCCUCCCAAGCAGGCCACCCAAACCAAGACUCACCAUUGACGAGAAAAUGUUCCAAAGACAACUGGAAGAGGCACUGAUACUAUCACGGCUUGAAAAUAAAGGAAAUUCUUGUGAGAAAGACACAAAACUGGACACAGAGACAACACAUGGUGAGGAAGUUGCGGUGACCUCCACAGUGCCUGACGUAAGUGGGACUCCAGAAACAGACAGCAGCCCAUCACUACUCAAUAACUAUGUACCCGACAUGGACACUGAGGAGACGACCAAACCACCUCCCCACCCCCAUGAUGAAGCCGUCACUACCGGGGCCAAUACAACUGUAGUCGAACUAAACUCUGAUGUUCUGCAAGUCAAGAAUUUUAAGGUUGCUUCAAUAUUAAAAAAAGGAAAAACUGGUGAGCCACAACCCAGCACAUCAACUGGCUUUACAGGCAAGAGACAAAGAAAAUCUGUGAAGUUUAAAGAAGGUAAAGUUUUCCUUAGUUCCUGUGAAUAAAAUACAGUGCACCAGACUGCAUGAAUAGGGUCUUGUACUUGGAAUCUUAAAGCUUCAUAGAGAAAAUUUAUCUUGAGUACUGUAACAGGAUGAGAAAAUUUAGUUGCCGUAGAAUCUUUGUGUACCGGUAAGUAAAUAAGACACCACAUAAGGCAUGCACUGAGUCUUGCUGAUUUAAAACAUCAUGUACAGUAAUUCCUACAUUCUCAUGUCACCAUUUAGAGGAGAAACUUAAUGUGUAGUAGUAUAAUAUUUCUCCAAUUCAGUCCCAGGAUUCUUAAAUUGAGGAGGGUUUUGGAUUCUGUAUUUGGGUAAGUUGAAAUUAUAUUGACUUUAACAGAAGCCUAUGAUGCAUGAUAGGUUACUAUCUACUGACUAAAAUGGGAGAGGAAGGGCUGAUUGAUGACUAAAAUGGGAGAGGUAAAGUGCUUUGAUGAGAAGUUGUGAGGAAAUGAAGAGAGAUGUGCAUGUGUGACUUUACAGAACACUGAUGCAUGAAGGAGAGAAUGAUAUGUGGAUAGAAAUAUAUAGGCAGCUGGAGUGUGUAAAGCCCCGUCCACACGAUCGAGCAGUGCCCGGCGGGCU
Molecule: messenger RNA, 1644 nt
Organism: Homarus americanus (American lobster)
Lineage: Eukaryota; Metazoa; Arthropoda; Malacostraca; Decapoda; Nephropidae
Product: RNA-binding protein 25-like
Exons: 4
Coding region: 1-1059 (352 amino acids)
Source: RefSeq, a predicted model, not a curated record